Messenger RNA from Selaginella moellendorffii, 4059 nucleotides. RefSeq names its product sodium channel protein type 11 subunit alpha-like. Gene Ontology annotation, cellular component: voltage-gated calcium channel complex; membrane. The coding region runs from base 327 to 1436 and encodes 369 amino acids. The record is from RefSeq and is a predicted model, not a curated record. Gene Ontology annotation, molecular function: high voltage-gated calcium channel activity. The transcript is spliced from 15 exons. Lineage: Eukaryota; Viridiplantae; Streptophyta; Lycopodiopsida; Selaginellales; Selaginellaceae. Gene Ontology annotation, biological process: calcium ion import across plasma membrane.
CUGAAGGGGAGCGAGCCAAUUCUUACUUUAUGACGUUAAUUGUUCUGGGUACAUAUUUCCUGGCGAACGUUUUCAUCGCCGGUAUCAGUGGUGUAUUUCUUCGUGUUCGAUCAGAGCAUCAGGCUUUGCUGAGGAAAGCCCGUAGAACCUCGGUGUCCUUUUACGAUGCAACGAUGAUGGCACAAGUGCUGAAAGACAAUAUCGUCAAAGCCGACUCGCAGGUCAAGAACCGCUUACUCAACAGGUGAGGAAAGGUGCAGCAGAAUGUCGCGAGAGCAUUAAGUCGGACACGGACCUCCCUGCGGACUGCCCUUCAAGCCAAAUCAAUGGGAGUGCGGUCCAGUAGGUCUUUCAGUCGAAGUAUGACGAUAGGAGUUCAAGCAGCGUUGACAGUUUCCGGAAAAAGCCGCGACAUCGUUGAACAUCCCAAGUUUGAGUGGGGAGUACUUCUCAGUGUCACCAUUAACGUCGUGCUCUUAUCGUCCUUCAAGUAUGGGAUGUCAAAACGGUUGUUGCAUAUGCUCGACGAGUUGCAAGCAGUAAUGCUUUUUGCUUUCAGCGGGGAACUUCUGCUGCGCUUUCUAGCAUAUGGUCGUGGCGAUUUUCUUGACGAUGGAAUGAAUAUGCUGGACUUGAUAGUUGUUUUGACAUCUAUUGUGGCACUCAGUUCUCAUUCGUUUCCAAAUUUAAGAAUUAAGCGGUGGUUUUACUCUUCGAAGAAGUAUGUUGCAAAACAUCCCAGUGUAGUGGCUACUGGCAUGGAAAGUGUUGGCUCUUUGGCGGGGGUUUUUUUCUUUUUCCUUCUGGUUAUCAUAGUAAUCUCUAUCAUCAGCAUGGAAUUGUACAGUGGGCAGUAUUUCAGCCUUCCUGAAGAGUAUCCGCAAGGAAAUCAUGAUUCCAUACUCGAAGCCUUGCUUGUCUGGUUUACAGUAACCACGGCUGAAUCCUGGGUAAACCAAAUGUGGAAUUCCCUCCGACCUGAAGUUCAAUAUAAUGUAGUGGCGCCGUUUUUAUACGUCUUUUACUUCGUCGUGACAGUUUACGUCGUUAUGAAUCUUAUCAUUGCUGUCUUGCUCGAGAGAAACGAGCUUACUGACAACCAGAAGAAGCGAAUCCAACGGAUGGAACACAUGAAGUUAAUCAGGAGAAUGCAAAGUCAGGCACUCACAAGAAGCGGAAGCUGGGUUGUGGGCGCAGUAGAAGGAAUGAAAGGUUUGCGACGGAUGACAACUCGCAUGUUAAGCGUCAAAGAUCACGUAAGACCGGUUAAAGCCAGGCCAAGAGAGAAGGGGUCCCAGGGUCGUCAACGCCCGGCAGUAACUGCUGCUAAGUCUGAUGGGGGUACUACUGGAUCCGCUUUAGAGGCCCCAUCGUCGGUCGUUCCAGCUGCAGAGUUUUCUGAAGCACCGCCGUCGCGCCACAGGCGUUCUUCCUAAGUUUUACAGGUUUCUGGUUUUCCGUCUAAUAUCGGUGAAAGGAGGGGUUCAAGGACCGCACUUCAAGAUGCCGUGAUAACUCUCGACAAGAUUCUCAGCAGUCCAAAAAUUGGCAGAAAUCUAAGCAGGGCCUCUAGCAACAGGAAAUCUUUCCAGCUAUCGGAGUACGAAGAGCUCGAGAGAACUCUUACAACCAUACAGAGACCAUGGUACUUGCGAGAAGGGUCGCUUCUUCUAUCAACACGAUAAGGAUCCUGUCUAGGAAGAUCCUCGGCAGUAAACCGUACUUGUGGUUUGUGAUAGUUUGGAUGGUCAUCAAUACUUGGCUCGUAGUUGAUAUGGGAGAUGAUGGAGAGCCGAUAAUUGUCCCCGAUUUCAUCUGGAGUUUGCAGAAGAUCAACUUUGUGCUAAGGACAUGCUUAUCUUAUUUUGCCUGACAUUGUACAUUGUUUUGGAGCAGGUCUUUUUGCUAGACUGUUUGAUGAAGAUCGUUGCACAGGGACUUAUUUUUGCGCCACACGCAUACCUGAGUGACUGGUUCAACAUCUUGGACUUGUUUAUUCUCGUCACUGAUGCGCUUAUUCUUCUGAAGUAUAACGCUGAGGAUGAAACUCCCAUACCAACCGUGUUUACUUCUCUUCGGUCAUUUCGUUUCGUGGUUCGGUUUACAGGACUGAGGUCAUUAUUAUCAAAUCUUUUUCGGACUAUUCCAGCAAUUGUGUCGGUUAUUCUCUUCACAUUUUUAAUUCUCCUGAUAUUUGGAACCAUCGGGCUGCAGCAGUUUCGGGGCCUUCUCUGGAAAUGCAAUGACCCGACAAUCACACACCGAGCAUAUUGUACCGGCCUCUAUGUUAAUGACAUGGGUUAAUAACGUUUUCCACUUGGACGACAUCCAGAAUGCCCUCCUCCGGAAGACCACCAGCCUGUUCGGAACGCGAGUCCCUGUCAACGCCUUGUUUUUCGUGGCAUUCUGCUGUAUUGGGGGAUUUAUAUCGUCAGAGUUUUCAUCGGUGUGUUUAUCAACGAGUUUGGAAAAAAUUCUGGAGCAGUUCUUCUCACAGAGAGGCAGAAGCUGUGGAGGGACAUGAACCGUAUCAUCCAGAAAACUGAUGCUAUUCCGAUGGCUCAACCACCAAGCAAUCCCAUCCGAGGGAUGUGCUUCUACUUGAUUCGCAAUCUGACAUAUCAAAAGUGCAUGAUCCUCGCACUCCUUGGCUACUCCAGGCUACUUGCAACUAACUAUGCUGGCCAGUCGGCAGUUGUUUCGGACCGGCGUCAGAUGGCUCACUGUGCGAUUACAACAUAUUUCCUGCUCGAAUCCGUGAUGAAGUUCCUUGGCAACGAGGCGGCAACUGAUCCCCUGACCGUGAAAUCGUAGCCCCCUCCGCCGCCGCCGACGCUGCUGCUAGCGCCAGCUCCAUCCCGCUUGCCCGCCAGUGGAAGGUCUAUAAGAACGAGGUUGCACGGCAGAUGGAGUUCGGACUCUCUAUAAUGGCCGCCAUUGGUCUCAUGGGAAAGAAGGGAACGGUGCUAUGUCGGCCGCACUGCCUACAUUGCUCGAGUUUUCUGCAUCAUUCCUCACGUAGCGAGAGCGCAGGUUAUUAUGCGAACAAUGUUCAUCUGUUUGCCAACUGUAGCUGAGAUACUUGCUCUUCUCGCAAUUUUCAUGUAUAUGUUCGCGGGGAUGGCGUUCCAACUCUUCAGUGCAAUGAAGGAAGGACCCUGCAUUGGCCCGUCUGUCAACUUUCGCACUUUCGUCAACGCUUUCAUCGCGGUGUUUCAGGUUACAACUCUUGCUAACUGGUCUUGUGUUAUGAUGGAUACCACAAUUGAUGCACCCGCCUGCACCAACGGUAAAACACUACUUGGCAAUGAUUGUGGCUAUCCAGAGGGCCGAAAUAUCUUCUUCGCCUUCUUGGUCUUGGUCGGGAGUCACAUAUUCAUGAACUUCUGUGUGGCUGUCAUACUGGAUGCUGUAACCUUCGGCCUUGUGAACGAGAACUCUAUGGUCAUGCCGGAGCACCUAUUAGCAUAUCGAAACUUGUGGAGCCAAGAACCAUUCUAUCCCAAUGGUAUGGGAUACAUUGGCAUGCACAAGCUGCAUCGAUUUGUAAACGCCCUUGCUUCCAAUUCCGCAAUCGACCUCUGCAUUGCAUUGCGUCGUUCGGGGAUCCGUUGGGCCGGCACUACAAAUACAAGACCCAAUGGUACAUGAGAAUAGAGUACGAGGUGAUGAGUUUUCGAGUUCCAAACAAAGGAAUCCCUUUCAAGAAGCCGCUGGAAACGCUGACGCUGUAUAAGAUUGGACCAACUGCCGUACAUCCAGGGCGCUGCAACGAAAAUGUAGGCUCUCGUGAGAGGAUUCCUGGGGAGGAUAAGAGCCGGCAAAGGUGGUGCUGUUGUGCGCAAAACCGAGGUAGCAGCUGAACAAGAAUUGGAAUUGACAAGGAGCAAACCCGAGGUGCUAGAGAUUGCCAGGGACGUGAGAGGCGAAGCUCUCCUGGUGGAAGAGCAGUGCUGCGGUCGCAUUUUUGUAUAUUAAUUUAGAGGAAAAUAUGUCAAACUAUGUAGAGGUGGGACGUUCGAAUACCAAAACGCUUUGGAAAUAAAAACUUACGUAUCU